Diatraea saccharalis (sugarcane borer) is the source of this 894-nucleotide messenger RNA. Lineage: Eukaryota; Metazoa; Arthropoda; Insecta; Lepidoptera; Crambidae. The record is from the annotation of a GenBank genome assembly.
AUGUCUGUAAAAACUAGUAACGAUGUGUCCACAUCUGUAAGCUUUAUAUCCCUUGAAAUGGCUGAAAGAAUGUUGACUAAAUUUGAUGGCAGUAAGGCGCGUAUACACGAUUUUUUAGAUAAUUGCGACAUUGUUAAUAAUUUAAUAAAUCCGAGUUUGAAGAAAAUAUUAUUACAAAUCAUAAUAACAAAAAUUACUGAUAAUGCUAGGUCGAUGAUUAGAAAUAGAGAAUUUCAAUAUUGGGAAGAUUUAAAAAAAUAUUUGUUAGAUAGAUAUACAGAAAAGCGAACAUUAGGUCAAUGGCAAUUAGAACUUAGUAGAUGUAAACAAAAUUAUAAUGAAAACGUCAUACAGUAUGCCAACAAAGUAGAAAAUUGUUAUAUAAAAUUAAUUAACUCAUUAGAUGCCUAUAACCAAUCGCCAGAUGCAAGAAAAGCAUGUGUAGAUCUAUUAAAAUCACAAGCGUUAAGUGUUUUUAUAACAGGAUUAAAAAUAGAUUUGAAUUUAAAAUUAAAAGCUCUCCAGCCUAAAACUUUACAAGACGCAAUUUCUUUGGCUGUGGUUAAAGAACAACAGUUAAAAGGCAAAAACGAAAUUUCCAAAUUUCAAAAUUUAAAUAUAUCAAACACCAUACACUUCCAUAAAUGUAAUAAACCUGACCACACAACUGUCAAUUGCAGAGUUCGAUCAUUUACAGAGCCUAAUAAAAAGUUCAAGUAUUGUAAUUAUUGUAAAAAGAAAGGUCACGUUAAAGAUGAAUGUUAUAUAUUAAAAAAUAAAAAUUCUCCCAAUAACCUUAAUAGUAAUAAUAAUUUCCAAAAACGAGAAUCAAGUAACAAAAGUCGUUUUUCAAAUAGCAAUGGGAACUCAUCAGACUCUAAUCAAAAAAACUAA